Molecule: messenger RNA, 635 nt
Organism: Paramuricea clavata
Lineage: Eukaryota; Metazoa; Cnidaria; Anthozoa; Malacalcyonacea; Plexauridae
Source: the annotation of a GenBank genome assembly
AAACCUUGGUAGUGUAAACCAUGCCUUACUUCAAUAACCUCAGCUCAAUUUAGGGGAGUGGUCAUUAUUUAUGACGGGGGGUGGCACCGAAGAGAAAAAGGUUGGGUGAACAAAAUUGUGAGUGAAUGAAAGGUUGGGUAAAUGAAAAACUAAACAACUCAAGUGUUGGGUGAUAAAAAUGUAUUGUCAUUUCCAAAGCACUUUUUAAUGGUUGGAUUAUCAAAAAUGUUUGCCAACGAGCAUUUUCAGUGUUCCGCCCCCCCUCCCCACCAUAAAUAAUGACUGCUUCCCAGUGGUGCUUUCCAAAUUCCAAAAUAUAUUCCUUUAUAUUUUCCUUUAUAUAUAUAUAUAUAUAUUUUCAGGUAAUCGUGAAAGUACUAGAUCGGCACACGACAGAGAACGAUUCUUAUGUCACCAAGCUUGAAUUACGUCAUCCACGGAUCAUUCGCACGAAAGGAGGACGAACAAUCAAACAUGUCGUAGACCACAACUUGGAAGAAAAACUCGCUCAGCCAUUUUUCUUCGUUCAGAAUCCCAACGGAGAAGUGACUCAUGUGUUUUAUCCACAUGAUGAUUCUGCUGACCUUGUUGGAAUGAAGAAAGGUAAAUUCAUAUGUUUAGAAAACGAACACUAA